AUGUUGUUUUGUAUAAAUACAUACCAAUGUCAUUUACAAAUAGUUGCUCAAGCAUAUGCAUGGCCGGGUAAACCAACACCAGUAGUAUGUAAAAGGUGUGAUAAUUGUUUAAGACAUUCUCAAGAUAAGCCAGAACUGCAAAAUGCCUUUAAUGAAAUUAAGGAGAUAUUAGAUAUUGUAGAAAUGUUAUGUGCAAACUUUACAAAAAAAAUACGACCAGCUGAUGUAGUAGAUAUAUUUUGUCAUCCUAUAAAAUCAAGCAAACCAAAAAUACUUAAAAAUAGCGAUUUAGCCACACUGGCACUUACUGACUUAGUAGCUCGUGAACGUGCGAGUAAAGGUAGAAGCCAAAAAUUGGUAUUAUUAGAUAAAAAAGUAAAUCGGUGA
This is a messenger RNA of Dentiscutata heterogama, 387 nucleotides long. The record is from the annotation of a GenBank genome assembly. Lineage: Eukaryota; Fungi; Glomeromycota; Glomeromycetes; Diversisporales; Gigasporaceae.